AUGGAUUACACACAUAUCGCAGAGCUCAGUCCAGAGCUGGCCGCGAUCGAAUCGAAGCAGUUCCGAGCGACCGUCACGUUAAUAUGGCCCUACUCGUCGUCGACGCGACAAUUUGCCCUGCUGCUCGCUGAGCCCGACCUCCGGCUACGGCGCAAGAACGGACAAGUCAGAGCGCGCUUCUCUGGCGCCAGCGCGAAGGCCAUUGCGACAGCAGGCGUGGGCAUUGGCGAUGAGGUGGUCCUGAGCCUACGAGGCGCCGACUUUGUCAAGGAAGGCGCCGUCAGCACACCAGGCAAGAAUAUUGAGUGGGAGCUAUCAUAUAAACAGACAGUAGUGAUUCGCGUCUAUCGAAAUGGUAGCGAAACAGCAAAUCUCGAACUCGUCGAUGCCGCGCCCACGCCCGCGCCCGGAUCGCCUGUCCGCCCAGCAGCCCCGACGCCUGCGCGCGAAUUCUCCUCCCCUGCUUUCUUCAAGCGGGCGCGAUUGUCUGACGGACCCUCCUUUCCAGCACCCUACGAUCCCUUGGCGGACGAGACGGAAGACGGCCAUGACCGAAAGCGACCCAGGAAGUCAUACGGGGACUGGAAGGCGUGGACAUACAGCGCGAGAACACCAUCGCCGGAGAAAGAGGAUGUGAACAUGGAAGAAGAACUCGGGUCUCUUGAAGCGUCGCCUAGUCGUGCAGGGCAACUUCCACGCACCCCCGUUUCGCCUCAACGACCGACCGUACCUUUGCACGUCCAAGAAGACGAACAGACAGAGCCCAAUACACCAACGGACGAGGGCGCAGAGGUCAUUGGCGAGUCUUCUACGGGGCCACCAAAGGACGCCGAUUCCCACGAUCUCUACACUGGGCCCGACGAACACCCACCAUCGGAUGCACAAUAUGCUUUUGGAGGCGAUACCGAGAUUGACACUGAAGUUAAUACCGAGGAAGAAGGCAACACGCGCGACGAGCUUAAUGCUACCAGCGCUAGCACCACCGAGGCGGAUGUCGAAGAACAAGAAGACAGACCACUUGAGCGCGUCCAAGAACCAGUGGCUGACAUAGAGGCAGUCACAGGAAAGGAUAAGAUGAUUUCGACUCAUGAAGCAAGCUCCUCAGAAGUCGUAGAAUCACAUGAGGAAACCGAACCUGUGCCCGCCGCUGGGGCUGACAACCACACCAACAACGAGCUUACAAUUGCUAUGCCUCCUCCCGCCUUCCCAGCAGUCGCCGCAGGCUUGUUGACGCCGAUCGGUCGAGAGCCUGCAAGUCCAACGCUUGCGCCACAAGACGCCUCCAAUCUUCCAUUACCGUCACCGUUUCCAGGCGAGCAUGAUGCUGAUGCUGCGUCUUACUUCGGCAUUGCUACUACUAUCGAACAGCCGGUCGAAGCCGAUGCUACGGGAGACAAGGAAGAAGAUCCACCAAGUGAAGCGAGCUACAUCGGCGAGACGUCCUUCUUCAGCUCAAUAGGCUCAUCGAGAGCUUCGGUGUUCCACCCGAACCACGAGUCGGCCUUCACACCUGUACGAUUCACAUUCGGCAUGGACGGUGCUGGCUAUUCUCGCCCCAUGGAGCUAUCGUCGCCUCCGCCAGAAGCUCAACCAGUCGAGGAGAAAGCUGAGAACAUCGACGUUUCAACCUCAUCCGCCCCUCACGAACACGACGAUGGCGAUUCGGAAGCAGAAGACAUAUCUCAGUCACGCCUGAGCACUGCCCAGAGCGAUGAUACAGAUGAAGCCGUUGAAGAUUUGACUACUGCAAAUCCAGAGAUGGUUGAAGACGAAUCGGCCGAGCCAGAAGUCGUAGAACUCUCCUCGGAGGACGAAGAAGAAGCCUUGAGUGAGAUCGAACCGGAAUCCAUGGCAGUCGAAUCUGUGAUGCAGCCCAACACUGCUCAACCGCCUGAAGAAGACUCCAAUGUCUCGGAUGACGUGCAAUCUGUGACCGGAAGCCUAGAAGACACCCGUGGCCAAGCACUGGAUACAGGCACACAACAUUCCACAGCUACGUCAGCUAUCGUCGACUUAGGCUCCCCUUCAGAUGAUAACAGCGAGAUCGACACCAGACAUGAAGAGCAGCAGCCUAGCUCUAGCCGAAGACAGUCUCCUUCUCAGGACCAGCCCUCUGCCAUGGAUCUUGGUAAUCAUAGUGAGUUUGUAAACCUGGAUUUUGCGACCGCGGACGCACAUGCUCUUGAUAUAUCAGAGGAGCGAACAAUUACUCACACUAAAUCCCAGGGACUGGAGCCUGACGUUGUACCACACCCUACGGAGGAACCGUUUUCACCUGUCGGUGAUCUGCCAGAAUCGAGUUUGGAGGCUACUGACGACUACUUGCAAGACGCAUUUCCGAUGGAACACGCAUCAUUCGGGCAGGAACAUGAGCAGAUAGCUGCCUUUGAAGAUGACCGUCAAUCUGAUGUCCACAUGGAAACAAUAGAAGAGGCCGCCGUAUUCCAGGCAGACGAUAUCAAUGACCAAUUAGCGCCUGUCGAUACCACCCAGACAGCUAAUGAGCCUGUGAGCCAACAUUCUGACAUCGGACCUGAGGAUGCCCACAAGAUCGAAAGCACGAGUGUUGUGCUUGAGCCGCCUGCAAAAAAUACCAGGUCAAAAGCAAAGGCACCAGCGCCCCUGGAGAAAGAAGAUGCUGCUGUCCCUGAAGCCAACAAACGAUCCACAAGAUCUGUGACUUCUCGUGCCCGUUCAGCCGUUUCACCACCCUCCACACAGACUUCUCCUUAUAGUCUUCGUUCACAGUCGAGAUUCUCGCCAAUGGAAAGCUUGUCAACCGGUGCUAGCAUCGCUCGUCAGAGAGGCUCGCGCAGACAUGCUUCGCAAAGAAGUGUAGACUCUAUACCCGAUAUUGAAGUAUCCCAAACUCAGGAGUAUGACCGAAUCGUUUCCAGCUUCCAGCCGUCGCAGGAGUUGGGUGCCUCGCAAGGCAGAUAUUCUGAUGUCGCUUUCAUCAAAGACUCUGAAGAAGAGAGCCCACGCUCUGAGUAUUCGAUAUCUACUGUGCAUCCCUCAGACAUGGAGUAUAUGCAUCACAGCGACCCUGUCGACCGUGCCAAUGCUUUUGAUGAUGAGAAUGAUGAAGGCUUGAAACCGCCGCCAGCAACUGCGCCAGAGUUAGGGCCUUCAAAGCAGAAGGUCAGAGGGAAGAAGAACGCGCAGCAAAGCGUGGAGAUGAGGAGUAGUAGUCCUGCUCAACCCGAAUCUCCGCACGUUACACAGCCAUUGGUCAGCAGCCCAGGUACGCAACGACAUGUAGCGCAAUCAAAGGACACGAUAACUCCCAGCCCACGUAACGUACGAAGAACGAGGAGAAAAGUAUACGAUCUUCCAGGCGGAGGUAGCCAAGACGUCGGUGAUAUUGACGCGCUCAUGCGCAGCUCACCACCCGUUUCACCUAGAAUCGACCAACGGACGAGACAACAGAGCAAAAGGCCUAUCACCCCUGCUGCAAGCCAGCAGACUGCCAUGGAGUCGCAGCCCAGCAUCAACGCCCAACAUGAACAAAACACCCUUUUGACGCCUCAGCUUACGCAAACAACAUCUGCAGGUCUGCGCUCCGUCCAAGCCGAGGCCGAAGUCGACAUGGAAGUCUUGACCGCAUCACCAGAGCCCAAAACAACACCGCGCCGCAAACACAGAUCGGUCGACGCAGCAACUAUCCCCGCAUCUCCAACCUUGAUUGACCCAUCGUCCGACGACGCCAACGCUGAGACGCCCGAGCCACCCUCUGUCGGCCUUUCCACUCCGCUAGCUUAUUAUACUCCUCUAAAGGACCUCGUCUACUUCCUCAACCGCUCCUCCGACUUCCACUCGGCUACCAAACCCGACAUACUUGCCCUGGUCACCUCUCCAACCACUCCAAGCGAGAAAGCCAAGAAGGGACCAAAACACUGGUUCACCAGUCUGCAGAUAACGGAUGCUAGCUCCUGGCCCGAGACGAUAACGGUACAGAUCUUCCGCGCUUAUCAGAAUGCACUUCCAGAGGCGCAGGUUGGCGAUGUGGUCUUACUCCGCGCGUUCGCUGUCAAGUCGUUGAACCGGCAUCCCAUGCUUAUAAGCACAGACGAGAGUGCGUGGUGUGUAUGGCGCUGGGGUAAACCUGUCUGGGGAGCGAAGAGAGGUGCGUUUGGUGAAUUGAGAGCAAGAGAGGAGAUCAAAGGACCGGCUGUUGAGAAGGGUGCUGGGGAAUGGCGCGAAGUGGAGAAGUUGAGGGGUUGGUUCACCGCGAAGAUAGGCACUGAACUGGCGGAGAAAGAGGUGGCGAGGGUUCGGACGAGGAGUAAAGACAAGGGAAAAGAGCCGGCAGGUGAAGAUGCAUGA
Messenger RNA from Alternaria metachromatica, 4326 nucleotides. RefSeq lists its product as uncharacterized. Gene Ontology annotation, biological process: telomere maintenance. The transcript has a single exon. NCBI's taxonomy places the organism in Eukaryota, Fungi, Ascomycota, Dothideomycetes, Pleosporales, Pleosporaceae. Gene Ontology annotation, cellular component: chromosome, telomeric region. The record is from RefSeq and is a predicted model, not a curated record. Gene Ontology annotation, molecular function: DNA binding. Bases 1 to 4326 code for a protein of 1441 amino acids.